GUGGAUAUAAAUAUAUACGUCAAAUGAUAUCCAUACACUUGUUGGAUCUGUGAUAUAACUGAGAUAUCGUCCGUCUACUGGGAUGUAUUAACCGUUAACACUACUUCCUUGCUAUAACCACGGUUAAAGAUCAAGACUACUGCCAACUGUUACAAGUAAAAUGGUCAAUACGAAAUUAAUUUUAGUUGUGGUGAUGAUUUCCAUGGUCGCGUCUGCACCUGGAUGGUUUGAUGACUACGUCGAUUCACACAGAGAACGGAAUUAUAGUUACGACGAUGAUUAUAGAAGUUCUGAUUACGACAAUGAUUACAAAAGGGGAGAUUACGACUAUGACUAUUAUUAUGAUUAUAAAAGUAGUGAUCAUGACGAUAGUUAUGAUAAGGAUUAUGACGAUUAUUAUAAUGAUGGUAGGACCGGUGGAGACCACCGUGCGCUUAUCGGCGGAAACAACCGUGCGCCAAGCGGCGGAACCAACCGUGCGCCUAUCGGCUUAAACAACCGUGCGCCUAUCGGCGGAAACAAUCGUGCGCCUAUCGGCGGAAACAACCGUACGCCAAUCGGCGGAAACAACCGUGCGCCUAUCGGCGGAAACAAUCGUGCGCCAAGCGGCGGAAGCAACCGUGCGCCUAUUGGCUUAAACAACCGUGCGCCUAUCGGCGGAAACAAUCGUGCGCCUAUCGGCGGAAACAACCGUACGCCAAUCGGCGGAAACAACCGUACGCCAAUCGGCUUAAACAACCGUGCGCCUAUCGGCGUAAACAACCGUGCGCCUAUCGGCGUAAACAACCGUGCGCCUAUGGGCGGAAACAAUCGUGCGCCUAUCGGCGGAAACAACCGUGCGCCUAUCGGCGUAAACAACCGUGCGCCUAUCGGCGUAAACAACCGUGCGCCUAUCGGCGUAAACAAUCGUGCGCCUAUCGGCGGAAACAACCGUGUGCCUAUCGGCGGAAACAACCGUGCGCUUAUCGGCGGAAACAACCGUGCGCUUAUCGGCGGAAACAACCGUGCGCUUAUCGGCGGGGAUCACCGUGCGCUUAUCGGCGGAAACAACCGUGCGCUUAUCGGCAGAGGCAACCGUGCGCUUAUCGGCGGAGACCACCGUGUGCUUAUCGGCGAACACAACCGUGCGCGUAUCGGCGGAAACAACCGUGCGCUUAUCGGCGGAAACAACCGCGCGCUUAUCGGCGGAGACAACCAUGCGCUUAUCGGCGGAGGCAACCUUGCUCUUAUCGGUGGAGGCAACGAUGCGCUUUUCGGUGGAGGAGCCAGUGCUAUGAUUGGCGGAGACAACCUUGCGCUUAUCGGUGGAGACAACCUUGCGCUUCUCGGCGGAGACAACCUUGCGCUUCUCGGCGGAGACAACCUUGCGCUUCUCGGCGGAGACAACGAUGCGCUUAUCGGCGGAGGAGUCAGUGCUAUUAUUGGUGGAGAUGAUAACAUUUGGAAUGACUGGGCUUUGUGGAAUUGGUGGAGCGCUCUGAAUACGGGCGUGCCACAGGUCGUGUGACCUUAGACUUGAUAUGUUUCCUCAUUAAGUAAUUUAAUGUGAUAGGAACCGGACUUUACGUUUUAUUUACGAUAGACCAACGAUCUCAGAAAUGAUCCUCCGAAAGUAAAUAAACAAAAUCACGCCAGGGGUUAUUCGUUUCCCAUUCCGCUAAAAGUUGGAGCAAGAGAUACAGGCACAUUUAGAUAUUGACUAAUAACUUUUAAUUAUAGCUUAAAUAUGUAUCAUUAAAUUUUUAUAAAAUCCGAUUUCGUUUCCACGUGGCGAGUGAACUUGAUGUUAUCGAUUCGAGUUCGUCCAGAUAGCAUUUUUCCCACGUGGUGAGUGAACAAUUCCUAUUCGUCCAUUGUAUUUUGAUUACUAGGCCAUGAUGAGACUACCAUACAUUUAUAUUUAAUUACUAUGAUCAUGUGUGCAAUUCCGGCGUGUGUGCGUGUGGGUGUAUGUAUGGGGUGGGUGGGGGCAGACAAACAAUGUAAUGGAUGACUAGCAAAACAGAUAUUGUCAUCGUUUACAACAUCGUCAACACUUGGUAUGUUGUGAAAGGCGUUGUAUCGACAAUGGUGAUACAGUUGUUGUUGGUCGGACAUGAAAGAGGAUCAAGAAGCUCUACCGACAAUGGUGAUACAGUUGUUGUUGGUCAGAAGCUGAGAAAGACUAAACAUCAGAAAACGAAAGAUCAACAAGACAAGAAUGGCGGAAUGUUGUUCCCAAGUGUAAAGACAGAUUAAAAAUUGAUCCAGGACACAUAAUCCGAUAUAGAUUGAAAUGAAAUAAAUGUGCUUUAACAUCCUAUUGUUCUGAUCCGACUGGACUAAUCAAGACGGGAAUACGCCUUACAGUGUGCGUUAGGAGCAAUUUUGCCCCGACAGCAGCUAUAGUAGUGUGCAUGAAGUGUGUUGUUGACAAUUAUAGUUUUUACCAUUUUUCUGUCAUUUAGACUUUUGCAUGUUGUGAUAUUAAAAUUAUAAUUUACAUAAAA
Molecule: messenger RNA, 2489 nt
Organism: Patella vulgata (common limpet)
Lineage: Eukaryota; Metazoa; Mollusca; Gastropoda; Patellidae
Exons: 3
Coding region: 161-1507 (448 amino acids)
Source: RefSeq, a predicted model, not a curated record